Amblyraja radiata (thorny skate) is the source of this 1587-nucleotide messenger RNA. Its product is annotated as sodium- and chloride-dependent neutral and basic amino acid transporter B(0+)-like. The record is from RefSeq and is a predicted model, not a curated record. Gene Ontology annotation, cellular component: plasma membrane. The transcript has 12 exons. Bases 1 to 1587 code for a protein of 528 amino acids. Gene Ontology annotation, molecular function: branched-chain amino acid:sodium symporter activity; beta-alanine transmembrane transporter activity; neutral, basic amino acid:sodium:chloride symporter activity. NCBI's taxonomy places the organism in Eukaryota, Metazoa, Chordata, Chondrichthyes, Rajiformes, Rajidae. Gene Ontology annotation, biological process: (R)-carnitine transmembrane transport; amino acid import across plasma membrane; sodium ion transmembrane transport.
AUGGAGUCUGCCAUCGAUGGAAGCGUGGGCGAAAAUGACGAAAAUGUGGAGCGAGGCAACUGGUCCUCGAAAACCGACUACCUGCUCUCAGUGAUCGGGUUCACUGUGGGUCUGGGCAACAUCUGGAGAUUCCCUUACCUGGCGUACAGGAACGGAGGAGGUGCCUUUCUUAUUCCCUACAUGCUCAUGUUGGCGCUGGCUGGAAUGCCAAUGUUUUUCUUUGAAUCGUCUUUUGGGCAGUUUGCCAGCCUCGGACCAGUUGCAGUGUGGAAAGCCGUGCCAAUAUUACAAGGAGUGGGGAUUGCUAUGGUCCUUCUGAUUAUAUUAGUGCACAUUUCCUACAACUGCAUCAUCGCCUACAGCCUGUUCUACCUGUUUGCUUCCUUCCAAUCCCCUCUGCCAUGGUCAGACUGCUUCAGCUGGUGGGGUGCGGAUGAAACCUGCAGUCGGACACCCAGAGAUCCGCUCUGCAACCUCACUCUGGACAGCGGAUAUUCUGAAGUCGUUAAUACAACCUGGCUGCAGGCAAACAAUAAAACGUGUUCAAAUGGAUCUGAAAUCCAUGUUCCUCACCAGGGUCCAGGUGAACAAUACUGGGAUAAGGUGGUUUUACUUCGGUCAAGGUCGAUAGAUGAAACGGGGGAGAUUGUCUGGCACGUGGCUCUCUGUCUGCUUCUGGCCUGGCUGAUGGUUGGGGCCACCCUGUCUAAAGGAAUCAAAUCUUCGGGAAAGGUGGUUUAUUUCACUGCUACCUUCCCUUAUGUGCUUCUGACCGUACUUCUCAUCCGAGGACUAACCCUGGAGGGAGCACAUAAAGGGAUUGAAUUCUACAUUGGAAGCCAAUCAGACUUCUCAAAACUGGCUGAUGCUGAGGUCUGGAAAGAUGCUGCAGCACAAAUAUUCUAUACACUUGGAGUGGGUUCUGGCAGUUUAAUAACCCUAUCAUCCUACAACAAAUUCCACAACAACUGCUACAGAGAUACCGUCAUUGUCUGUGUGGUGAACUGUGCCACGAGUGUGUUUGCCGGAUUUGCCAUCUUCUCCGUCCUGGGACACAUGGCUCACGUACAGGACAAGCCUGUUUCAGAGGUUGCUCAGUCAGGUUUCGGUUUGGCUUUCAUCGCCUACCCAGAGGCUAUUGCACAACUGCCGUGGGCUCCACUAUGGUCCACUUUGUUUUUCUUCAUGUUGCUCACUGUGGGACUCGACACUCAGUUUGCAGCUGUAGAAGGAAUUUUAACAUCCCUCGUGGACCAAUUCCCCAAGUAUCUCCAAUCAAAACGUCUUCUGCUGACCACUGGUGUAUGCUUAUUGUUAUUUCUCCUUGGCCUCGUGUGUGCAACACAGGCUGGGAUUUACUGGGUACAUUUAACUGAUUAUUUCUGUACUGGAUGGACUUUCAUUAUUGUAGGCCUUCUGGAACUUGUUGGCCGAAGCUGGAUUUAUGUCCACUCGCACUUGGCUGGCCGUCCGCAGCUCAGCGCCCCGCCCAGGGCUCUGGAACGAAGCCGCAUUUUCCGAGAGAACCUGAGUGAUGCCGAUGUGCACCCGAGUGAUGACGUCACAAAGAGCGAGAGAAGCCGAUAG